This is a messenger RNA of Ananas comosus (pineapple), 1089 nucleotides long. Its product is annotated as protein N-lysine methyltransferase METTL21A. The transcript has a single exon. NCBI's taxonomy places the organism in Eukaryota, Viridiplantae, Streptophyta, Magnoliopsida, Poales, Bromeliaceae. The record is from RefSeq and is a predicted model, not a curated record. Bases 101 to 760 code for a protein of 219 amino acids.
GGAAAAUCUAAAACCCGCUUUUCUAACCAAAAACUAACAUAAUGCCUCAUUCGCCCUAACAAGACGACGUCGCCGCCCUUGACUCUCACCUCUCACAGAGAUGGCCGGCUCCGACUCCGACUCCGACUCCGAUGGCGACAUGGCUCUCCUCUCCACCCUACUCGAAGAAGAUACCGGAUCACAAGGAAACCCUACCGGAGACGGAGACGGAGUCGGAGACGGAGGCGCCGUUGAGUCCCACCACCUCCGAUCCAUCGACGCGGCGAUCGUGGUGCGGCAGCUCCCCUCGCGAGGCCUCUCCUUCCAAGUCGGCCUCGCCGCCGCCGCCGCCCUCCGCGCCCGCGUCGUCCUCACCGACCUACCCCACGUCCUCCCCAACCUCCAUUUCAACGCCCGCGCCAACGCCCCGCUCCUCGCCUCCCGCGGCGCCGCCGCCGUGCGCCAGCUCCGCUGGGGCGAGCGCGACGACCUCCUCCCCCUCGCCGCCUCCGAGGGCCCGUUCGACGCGGUCCUCGGCUCGGACGUGGUCUACUACGACCACCUCUUCGACCCGCUGCUGGAAACCCUAGGGCACCUCGUGAGGGGGGAGGUGGCGUUCGUAAUGGCGCAUCUGAGGAGGUGGAAGAAGAGGGACGCGGUGUUCUUCCGCAAGGCCAAGAAGGUGUUCGACGUUGCGGUGCUCCACACGGCCCCGCCGUUGCCCGGGAGCCGUGUCGGGGUCGCCGUAUAUCGAUUCACGGAGAAGAGAAGGCGACGAUGACACGGGCGAUAAUUUAGUUGCUCGCUUUUGAUCCUGAGUCGUUUAUAAGCUGUUCGAUGAAAUGCGGAUGAGAGAGAGAGAGAAGGAAAGCACCUACUUUUGUUGCUUGGAUAAACCAUUUCUCCUUCAAUUUGAUUCUGCCAGAUGAUAACGCAGCAGAUCAGAACGGGGAAAUAAUUUGGGCCAUAAAUGUUUUGUUUUUAAUUUGUUUCACAGUAACCCAGUAACCCUACUUUGGAUCCAAACUCAAAAAUUUUCAAAAUAAAUGUUUUGCAGUUUGAGUCUUUUAUGCCAUUUAUUUCCUUCCAAAUAUACCAAAUAUAUGUAGC